UUAACGUUGAGCACAUCUGUGAUUCUUCUUCACCUUAAAAUUUCGUUCCAAUGUAAGCAAUAAAACGCAGUAUUAGAAGAAUGGCCGUCACUGUGGUCUGAUAAGAAGGUACUUAGAAUGGAAAAACAAUGUCUAUCAAAAGCCAGAAAUAACUUGAACGAAUCUACUAGUUCUUUUGAUGGUGAUCAAGACAUCCCCAAAGCUGAUACAAGCCCUAGUCCAACGGAAACUGUGUGUUUAGAGAGUUUAUGUACUGAUAGUUUACCAGGUACAUCACAUAAUUCAUUAAUAUUACAAGAUGAGGUGACAGAACAUAAUCCUUUAGAAGAGGAUAGAACUGAUAAAUCAACAUUUUUAAGUGAAGUGAAUCUGGAGGAAUGUGAAGAUGACCAAGAGGAAAAAGAAGAGAGGUGGGAGGAUUGCCUAGAUGAUAUUAUUGAAGUUCCUGCCCCUUAUGGUUUAUUAGAAGAAGUAAUUAUUGUUAAGGAUGAAGACGAAUCCCAAUUUAUUACUGAAACUGUGUCUGAUAAUAGUUGCACUACAAUACCGUCUAGUUCUAAUCAUAAAUAUUGUUCUACAGAUUCAAAUCCUAGGUGUUGGAGGAAAAGAAAAUUGGAUAUUCAAAAUGGUUUCCCUUGUAAAAAACUUUUACCCGAUGAUGAUCAUCAAAAACUUUUUUGCACCUCCCCAAAUGAGACCAUUGAAGAUGGCGAAACUACACCUCCUAAUGAUGAAAUUUGUAGUUCCAGUCACAUGACACCUAAUGAUAAACUUAAAAGAGCUGUUAUACCAACUAAAGACAAUCCACCACCAGAAAUGUCUGAAUGGUUAAUGCAAUUUCAACGUUGGUCGAAUGCAGAAAGACUAUUAGCAAUAAACGAAUUAAUAGCAAGAUGCGAACCGACUCAAGUACGUCAUAUGAUGCAAGUGAUAGAACCUCAGUUUCAACGAGAUUUUAUAUCAUUGUUGCCGCGUGAAUUAGCGUUAACGGUUUUAUCGUUUUUGGAACCGCGCGAUUUAAUUAGGGCGGCGCAAACAUGUCGAAGUUGGAGAUUUUUAGCGGAAGAUAACUUAUUAUGGAAGGAGAAGUGUAAAGAGGCUGGUAUUUUUAAUUGCGCAACUAAAAGGGGCUCACCAAAAUCAAAUAAUAGUCAAAUGUCAAUGUGGAAGUUAGCGUAUAUGCGUCAAUAUGCAAUCGAAUUAAAUUGGAGAUCAAAAUCAAUUCGACCCCCAAAAUUAUUAAAAGGCCAUGACGAUCAUGUAAUCACCUGUUUGCAAUUUAGUGGGAAUAAAAUCGUUAGUGGUUCGGAUGAUAAUACGUUGAAAGUUUGGAAUGCUGUAACGGGAAAAUGUCUUCGUACGUUAGUAGGUCAUACUGGAGGUGUGUGGUCGUCGCAAAUGUCUGGAUCAAUAGUUAUUAGUGGUAGUACGGACCGAACUUUAAAAGUUUGGGAUGCUGAUACUGGGAUAUGUAAACAUACUUUGUAUGGGCACACCUCCACUGUUAGAUGUAUGCACCUCCACGAUAAAAAAGUAGUAAGUGGUUCCCGCGAUGCUACUUUGCGAGUGUGGGAUAUCGUAACUGGGGAGUGUUUACAUCAUUUAAUUGGUCAUAUGGCGGCUGUCCGUUGUGUGCAAUAUGACGGAAAAUUGGUUGUGUCGGGUGCAUAUGAUUUUAUGGUGAAAGUGUGGGAUCCAGAACGCGAAGAGUGUCUCCAUACUUUACAGGGUCACACCAACAGAGUUUAUUCUUUACAGUUUGAUGGAGUUCAUGUGGUUAGUGGAUCAUUAGAUACAAGUAUUCGAGUUUGGGAGGUUGAAACUGGAGCUUGUCGACAUACUUUGAUGGGGCAUCAAUCACUUACGUCGGGAAUGGAACUACGAAAUAAUAUUUUAGUUUCAGGAAAUGCGGAUUCAACGGUAAAAGUUUGGGAUAUCGUCACGGGACAAUGUCUUCAAACUUUAUCAGGACCAUUUAAACAUCAUUCAGCCGUAACUUGCCUACAAUUCAACAAUCGUUUCGUAAUAACAUCUUCCGAUGAUGGAACUGUAAAGUUGUGGGAUGUUAGAACAGGUGAAUUUAUUAGAAAUUUGGUCGCUUUGGAUAGCGGUGGUUCAGGCGGCGUUGUUUGGCGGAUAAGAGCUAACGAUACUAAGUUGGUGUGCGCCGUUGGAAGUCGUAAUGGAACUGAAGAGACCAAAUUGUUAGUGUUGGAUUUCGAUUUGGAUCCAAUGCUUAAUCCGAACAUACCUAGAUAAAUUAAUAUUUUAUUGACUUAAACAAAUGUGCGUGUACGUGCGAUUGUGGAGGAGGUGAAAAAGAUGCGAAUGAAGAGUGAAAAAGAAGAUUUCGUUGAAACAAAGUUGUGUAGAGAGAAAAAAGCUACCAUUUUUAGAGUUAAUUUUCAUUGACUUUUGUUUUGUGUGCCAUCUUACUUUAUUAUUGGAUAUCUUGAUGUUGUGGGGGGAAUUAACUUUAAAAGUGGUUUGCAGAAUCCAAUUAUUUUUUUCUUAAAAAAAACUUUAAAAUGAAUAAGCGGUCUGGUGCUUGUUUCUUUUUGAUGUGAAAUUGUUUUUUUUUUGCAAUUUUGUUUUUUAAUAAUUUAUAGCGGGAGGCUUAAUAAUAUUAAUUCCUUUUUGUUUUUAAAUUAUAAGAUGAAUUUGUAGCCCUUUAAUAGACGUAUUUUUUAUAAAAAAAUUCUAAAUAUUUAAAUUCAUUUACUAAAAAUGUUUUAUUGAGUUUAUUAAAGGGUUAAUACUCAAAUCAUCUAAAUGCAAUUUUUUCUAUUAUAUCAAUUGUAAAGUUUAAGUUCAAAUUUAAGCUAAAGCAUUUUUAAUCAAAAUCUUAUUGAUAUCGAAUGUUGCAAAAACUUUUUUGUAAUUAUUUUUUAAUCUUUUCCUCAUUAGUACCUGAGUUUUCCCAUUGAAACACAUUCACUCUGCUAGUUUGCAGGUUCUUAACUAAAAUACAAACUGAGAAGCGUCCCGUUGGCCAAGUAAUAAAAAAACGAAUCUCUGUUCCUAUCUAUAAAAUAUACAAGUGUUUAAAAAAAUAAAUAGAUUGAGUUAUUUAAUCAUUUUUUUUUCUGAAACACGUGUAUAAUAAGAUUGAUAAGCAGCACCAGAAAGACUGAUGUACGUUAAGUUUCUACAUGUUGUACAAUUUAAGUUGUAAUACCACGUAAAUUUGCUGACAAAGAUAAGAAAACAUUAAUAUCAUUUUAAUUAAUUUUAAGAACACUUUUUUUUGUUUAUUUUUUAUUUAAUUAUUUACCUACCGGUGAGAUUUAACAAAAAAUAAAAUGAAAAAGAAAAAACCUGUGGUCGCUGCUCAAUAAGAGUCUUGUCAUAGCUCAAUAUACUGUGUAUAUAAUUAUUAAUAGAACCGUGUAUAUGUAAUAGUGCCGCAAUUAAGACAUCACAACAUAAUAUUUUAAAUAAAACAGAAAAAAAAAA
Messenger RNA from Onthophagus taurus, 3456 nucleotides. It is a transcript of the gene ago, whose product is annotated as F-box and WD-40 domain protein 7. Gene Ontology annotation, cellular component: nucleus; cytoplasm. The record is from RefSeq and is a predicted model, not a curated record. Gene Ontology annotation, biological process: ubiquitin recycling; proteasome-mediated ubiquitin-dependent protein catabolic process. Gene Ontology annotation, molecular function: ubiquitin binding. NCBI's taxonomy places the organism in Eukaryota, Metazoa, Arthropoda, Insecta, Coleoptera, Scarabaeidae.